AUGGGGAAACUGAUCAGGAUGGGGGCGCAGGAGAGGCGGGUACUCCGGCCAAAGAGGCUUCAUUGGAGUCGCCUCCUCUUCCUAUUGGGAAUGUUCCUCAUUGGUUCCAUUUUCCAGCACCUGAAUAGCCCCUGGGGUCUCCCCCGACUGUGGGAAGCAGUCUCUUCCCAACACCCGGUAAAACUGGCCAUCCAGGACCUCUCCAAUGAUGAGAUGGUGAUGGUGAGUAGUGACCCUCCAGAAGCUAGCUCUAAAAUGGAGGGUGAGAUGCUGGUGCCUCAAGCCACGGUGGGCAGGUAUAAAGCAACGCCUGGCAUAACCAUGGAAAACACCCCCAGUUCACCAAGAAGAACAGCCAACAUCACUCCAACAAAACCCAAGAAUAAUUACAGCCCAACAGCGACAGGCACAGAAAGAGUGAAGGAAAGCACCCCAACCACACCCAGUAGAGUAUUGAAUCAUUACACCCUAACUUCAGGUAGACAAACAGUAAAGAAUUAUACCCCAACAACACCCAGGGGAGAAAUGAAGAGCUCCCACCCAACUCAAGUCAGCAAAAAGGUGAAGAAAUACACCCCAUCCCCACCUGGUAGAACAGUAGACAAUUAUGCUUCAUCCAUAUUCAUGACAAUGAAAAUGAGCCAUGUGAUCACCCCCAGGACAGCAGUGAAAGAUAGCGAAACUAUGGUGACCCACAAAAUAAUGGGAACCAAUACCCCCAAGAGAAUAGUAGAGGAAAACACCGCAACUACUCUCAAGGGAGUAGCUGAUAAUACCCCAGUUUUCCUGACAAAUGAAGUAGAAAGGAACAUCUUGACUUCUCCAAGGAAUGUAGUGGAAAAGAACACCCUGACUACCCCCGGAAGAGUGGAAAAUAACAGCUCAACCAAACCCUGGGGGCUAGUGGGGAAGAAAAACCCAACAACUCCCCAGGGAGCAGUCCUGGAGCACACCCCAGCCAUUUCUGAGGGGCGAGUGACGAUAAGCACCAAGCCAGCGGAAACUGAAGCCUCCACUGUCCCCUGGAGUGUUAGGAAUUCCUUACCCAGCACCAGCGUACCAACCAUCGGAAUAGCCUCAGCCACCUUCUGGGGGCUGGCGAAGAAAGCUUCCUUAGCACCCAGCACCUCAGUAACCCCCAGGGUCGGGGCAAAUCAGACCACCCAGGUCCAUCAUUGUGUGGCUGUGGAGCCAAUGCCUGCUGUACCCACCACCCCCUCCCCCAGCCUGACAACAGAGGAGCCCGGUCGCAGCCCCUCAGUGCCACCUUCCAGCCCCUCAGACCUCCACCCCAAGGCGGAGUACCCCCCGGACCUGUUCAGUGUGCAGGAGCGGCAGCAGGGCUGGGUGGUCUUGCACAUCUUCGGCAUGAUGUACGUGUUCAUGGCCUUGGCCAUCGUGUGUGACGAGUACUUUGUCCCAGCCCUGGGCGUCAUCACAGACAAGCUGCAGAUCUCUGAGGAUGUGGCAGGCGCCACGUUCAUGGCUGCUGGGGGCUCUGCCCCUGAGCUUUUCACCUCCCUCAUCGGUGUCUUCAUCUCCCACAGCAAUGUGGGCAUUGGCACCAUCGUGGGCUCCGCUGUGUUCAACAUCCUCUUUGUCAUCGGCACCUGUGCCCUCUUCUCCCGGGAGAUCCUUCGUCUCACCUGGUGGCCCUUGUUCCGUGACAUCUCCUUCUACAUCCUUGACCUGAUGAUGCUCAUCCUCUUCUUCCUAGACAGCUUCAUUGCCUGGUGGGAGAGCCUGUUGCUGCUGUUGGCCUAUGCCCUCUAUGUGUUCACCAUGAAAUGGAACAAGCAGCUCGAGCUCUGGGUGAAGGAGCAGCUCAGCCGGAGGCCCAUGGUCAAGGUCAUGGCCCUGGGGGACCUCAGCAAGCUGCCGUCCGUGCUGACCCGAGGGAGCAGCUCAGCCUCGUUGCACAACAGCACCAUCCGUACCACCAUCUACCAGCUCAUGAUCCACAGCCUGGACCCUCUGGGGGAAGCCCGCCCCUCCAAGGACAAGGAGGAGGAGAGCUUGAAUCAGGAGGCCAGAGCCAAGCCCCAGAUCAAAGCAGAAAGCAAAUCAGAAGAGGAGGAGCCAGCUGAGCUCCCUGCGGGCACGCACACUCCAGCCCCUGCUCCAGACGUCAGUGGAGAUCCGGAGGACAAUCCAGACAGCCAGGAACGAGAUGUGGCUGAAGCCAAGAGCACAGGUGAAAGGACAGGUGGAGAGGGUGAAACUCCUGGUGAAGGAGAAACUGGAGAGCCAAGUGGAGGUGAAACUCAACUCGAAAGUGGAACCGAAGCAGAAAGGCCAGCAGACCGUGGAAGCGACGGUGAUAUCCAGGCAAGGAAAGGUGAUGGAGGUGCAAGCGAAGGCCAGGAGUCCAGCGCUGGAACCGAAGGGGAUGAGACAGGCGCGGAUGGGGACGAGGGAGGCAACAGAGACGAGGAGGAGGAGGAGGAGGACGAAGAGGAGGAAGAGGCGGAGGAAAAUGAGGCGCCUCUGUCCUUGGAGUGGCCAGAGACCAGGCAGAAGCAGGCCAUCUACCUCUUCCUCCUGCCCAUCGUUGUCCCGCUGUGGCUGACGGUGCCUGACGUCCGCAGGCUGGAGUCUAGGCAGUUUUUUGUUCUCGCCUUCCUGGGAUCCAUCACGUGGAUAGCCGUGUUCUCAUACCUCAUGGUGUGGUGGGCGCACCAGGUUGGUGAAACCAUAGGGAUUUCUGAAGAGAUUAUGGGUUUGACAAUCCUAGCAGCAGGCACGUCGAUUCCUGACCUCAUCACCAGUGUGAUUGUCGCUCGGAAAGGCCUGGGAGACAUGGCUGUGUCCAGCUCUGUGGGCAGUAACAUAUUUGAUAUCACUGUGGGCUUGCCUGUUCCUUGGUUGCUUUUCUCUCUUAUCAAUGGAUUACUGCCUGUUCCAGUUAGCAGCAAUGGUUUGUUUUGUGCCAUUGUUUUGCUUUUUUUCAUGCUCCUAUUUGUGAUCUCUUCAAUUGCAUCCUGCAAAUGGAGAAUGAACAAGAUCCUGGGCUUCACAAUGUUCCUCCUUUACUUCGUAUUCCUGAUAAUCAGUGUGAUGUUAGAAGACAGAAUUAUAUCCUGUCCUGUAUUUAUGUGAGUCAGAGUAAGUGUUGUGUACAAUGGACAUAGGUCAGAAGACCAUGCCAGAAGUUCCUGCACCUCUUGUCACGUUAAUGAAAGAACAGGAUCCAGACGAGUGACCCAGAGCCUCUGAUGGGAAUGUGAUCCGGGACUGCACUUUCUCCUUGGAAACACCUGGCGGCUCAUUGUGGAUUAAGGACCUCCCCUUUGGAGGGGUGGGGUUCCUCCCCUGACAAAUGCAGACCUCCAUUAUGUGGGGCCAGUAAAGGGACCCCUGCAGCCAUAGGAUUUUCUAAAUGAGAGCUAUUUGGGGCUGAGGGCUGGGAUAGUCGCGGCAGCAGUAAGACAAGCCCUCUUGCUCCCCGUCCCUCGAUCACUGAUGAAGAGCCGAUGAUCCCAAAGAUGCAGGCAUGGUCUGCAGCUCACCCUCCUGGCCCCUGCCCCAAGCAUGUGUUGCUGUUUGCACUACAGCUUCAGUUAUUGGUGAGUUUAAGACGCUAUGGCUACAGGAAAAAAGGAAGUAUAACAGGAAUCAAUUGUCAUUCCACAUCCUGGUCCAGUAAAAUGUGUACCAGUAUUUUCUAGCUUAAAAGGACAUUAGCUCUUACUGUUGCAUAUCUGAAAUGUGAGAUUAGAACAGGAAGCGGCCCGAGAAAUGAACAUUUAUGACUGUCCUUGAAGGAAGGAGUGAAGAAGAGGGGAGGAAAACGACUCGAGAGGCAAUUAAAAACUAGGCACUUAUUAGAAAAUACAGGUUAAUACUGUCUCCAUCAAGUGGUCACCUUGAGGGAUUAGACUUCCAUCAGAGCUGCCCUGGCCCUGCCACUCCAACAGGCUCUCGCUCAGCAGUGACCGUUCUUCCCACUUGUGAGCGAGAAGGGAAGUAAUUCUCAAGAGUCCAGAGUCAGUUGAGCUCAAUCAAGUUGAUAAGGUAGAAGAUCCAGUGGGGCGAUGCAAUUUUUAAUGUCAACCUAGAUAAGAUUAUACAGCAAGGAGACUGAUUUUCUUGUGUGCCUUACAAGUGGAUCUUAAGGCAAUUACAACAGAGAAAAUCCAAAAACACCUAACACAAUGACAGCGUGCUGGGAAAAGGGUACUAAGGCCUCCUCCCAAGGUCGCUAGUGUGAAGGACACUUGUGUUUUUAAAAAUUGUGUUGUUAUUUACACAUUUUAUGAGGAAUUUCAUGUGCUUUUAAAUACCACUUCCUGCUGCUUUUAACAGCAUCAUAUUAGGGGCUCACUAGAAAUGAAACAGUACACACAACUCAUGUCGCUGAGGUUACAGCCACAGGAGUCCAGGUGACGGCAGACUGUGACGGUAAACAUGGCUCUAAGACAAACAUGAGAAGUGAGUCACUGAAGACUGGAGAACAGCAGGACAGAUGAGAUGUGAUGGAAAAACAAAACAAAACAAACUUUUAGUGUUGAAGGGCUGUUCGGAGAACUCUGGUCCCAGUGGGAACACAGUGAGGCUUUCAAGUCAUAAUCUAUCUUUUAAGAUCAGCUGGUUAAUUUAAUUAAGGGUCUCACUACCCCAGAAUUUUCCUAUUCUUUGGAAAUAAUUUUUGUUAAAAUUCAACAAAUUGAACUCAUCCCUGUUGUUAGGUUUUCUUCAAGAGAAGACUGAUGCAGAAUAUGGAAUCGUGUUUAAAUUCCAUAUUCAUAAAUUAUCUUCAUUCUUGAUGCUGCUGCCCUGCCAGGUCCCCACAUGCCAUCGCCCAAGAACAGGAGGAGAGAACAAUGUCUGCGGAAGCCAGAUCCCAACACCAAAACUCUGGCCAGCAACUAGUGUCUGCGGCCAAUUCUAGCUCGACUUGGGGAAUGUCCUGCCUCCUCACAGCGAGGGAUCUGACACUCUGCCCCAGACCAACUGAGUGAGGGGUGAUGGACAGUGAAAUGCUCAGUAAUGAUAAAGUGCUGAAAAUUCAUUUAAUGAUUAAAAACCCAAAAAACCAAACCUGUUGCCAUUGAGUCAAUUCUAACUCCUAGUGACCCUAUAGGACAGAGUAGAAUGCCCCAUAGGGUUUCCAAGGCUGUCAUCUUUACAGAAGCAGACUGCCACAUCUUUCUGCUGCAGAACGGCUGGUCGGUUUGAACUGCUAACCUUUCAGUUAGCAGCCGAGCACUCAACCACUAAGCUACCAGGGCUCCAUUUAAUGAUUAAAGCCAACUCUAACGAUCUAACAUCACUCUCCCGAUCAGUUUGCUGAGUUUCUGCCAUUCCUCUUUGCCUAGAAAGGAAGUUCUGAUCACUUUACACUGUGACAGAAAGGGACAAGUACAUGAAAUGAAAGCUGGGUCUUGAUGGAUGAGUAGGAAUGCACUGGUGAAGGAAGAGGAGAAGAUUUCAGGGAGAUGGAAACUUACGUGGUAUCUAAGAGAUCAAUUUGCUAUGUUUGGAAAUUAAAAUUUUUGUCAUACACUUAUAAAUCUACUAUAACUUAUUAUAAAUUAUGCUGUUUUAGAGGUAAAGUAUCAUCUUAAAAUGUCAAGAUAGUAUUGAGAUGGUCCUCUCAUUUAAUAGGCCAAAUGACCUUUACAGUUGCCUGGGACAAAUUCCAGGCCAUACAUUCAGUCUAGAAAUUCUGAACUGUACCACGUGGGCGUCUGAAUUGGAAGACGCAGCUGCAUGGAUGACUUCUCCUUUAUCCCCCGAGAGCUGCAUGUCCUUGGUGGCCCUGGUAAUAGGUUUGGCCCAGAUUUCUAAAAAAUGUGAAACUCUCCCUCAUUUAAAGGGUUAAGAUUCUAUAUAGUACCAGAAAAAAGCUACAGAUUCCAAAUUUUUGAAAAUUGGUAUGUUUAAAUGGUUACUAUACAUUUUGCACAUUGCACUUCAUCAAGAAAUCUGCAAACGGUUUAUCAGAUUAUAGGCUUAGUCUUGUAUGACAUUGCCUAUAUCAGACUUAUCCUUUAUUUAAAGAUGCAGUACCAAAGGGGGCAGGAGCUGGAAUUUCACGUUUAGGGCACAGCCUGAAGGAUACAUGAGCAGGACUUACAUGCCGAGGAAUACCCUUGGUUCUGACCCUUGUUUGUGUCCCAAGGGUCCCUCUGCAGGUGCAACCUGCAAUAUGUUCAGACACUGGCAGCCACAGCAGUGCCAAGAGAGGGCUGAGGAGCAGGGCUGCCCAUCCGUGGGGCACCACUGGAGCCCGGUACGGCGACCUGGUCUAAGCCUUCCUGCACAACCAAAGGCGCGCUUCUGGUCUUCAGGCCCUUCCCUGUGAUGAGGAGCAAAACCUGGAGAACUUCACUGACAGACUGCUCCGUCAGUUGCUCCAGUGGUUUUAGCACAGUGCUACGUUUGAAAAGAAAAUUUUUAAAUACAAAAGGAAGGAGCUAGCCAAAUGAACAGGAACUCUGGGAAGGCAGCAAGAACUUGAUCAGAAGAGUCUGUUACCAUAUCAGAGUAUAAGCACAUGUGCUCGGACUCUGUGAAUUGGAGAUAAAAACUCCUACAUUAAUGCAUGCACUGAUGAUUUUGUAAACGUACAUACUAAGCCAGCAAAUGUGCUGACUCUGAGGCCAGAGGAAGAGGGCAGUAGGAAGGGGCCAUGAGAAGACACCACGUACUGAGGAUGUCAAGGGAAGCUGGGAUGCAGCUGCUAGGCUAAAGAGAAGUUCAGUCCUGAAAUAAAGCUUACCCUUGCACUCAAGCAGGAAGGGGCACAGCAUGCUAACUUCACCAUAAAGACCAAUGGCCCUCUCAAAAAGACAGCUUGCUCUUGUCUUUCCUGGUCUGAGAUACAGAGCCUAAUAACAGCUUUCAAGUUCUAGUGGGAAAAAUAAAAAUAAAGCUGGACUACUGCACAUUAUCAAACGAAUGGGUAUUUUCACACCAUAUACUCACGAGGUAUUUAGAAACACAACUUCUAUAAACAGCAGGCUAAUACUUGGUAACUGUACUAAUGUAUCAUAGUAAUUACCAGCAUAAAGUAAAAACAAGUAUUUAUCACUUAAAAUGUUGAAAUGGUAUUUUCAGGAGGCAUUUCCCUGUAUUAAAAAAUGGGAAUACAUAUUAGAAAACCUUAUAAAAAGAUGGUGGUGUUUAGUUUUAAAGCAAGAAAAUGCCCGCAACCCCCAAAGAAAGACAAAAAUCAGAAGAUGACGGGCUACAAUUUUGUAAUUCCCUAUCUGGGAAUAGGAGGGGGAGCUGAAUAUUUGGAAUAUGAUACAGAAUACUAACGUGUGACAUUCAAAACAUAAUGGAGGAAGCAGUAAACAAAUUAUACCAGCACACAGCGUGGUUUAUUUUAACAAUUUAAACAUAUAAACAAAACUAAGAGGAAGAAAACAAGAAAUAAGGGAGUAAAAGAGCGUUUCUCUCCAACACGAUUGGCCACGAUUCUCCAAAAUGAACGGCCAACAGAGAAAACUGAAGAGAAGUUCGUGUAGGAUUAUUUCAAAGGAUGAUCCACAUUUUCUUCUGAG
Trichechus manatus latirostris (Florida manatee) is the source of this 7511-nucleotide messenger RNA. It is a transcript of the gene SLC24A1, whose product is annotated as solute carrier family 24 member 1. Gene Ontology annotation, biological process: visual perception; calcium ion transmembrane transport; intracellular calcium ion homeostasis. Gene Ontology annotation, molecular function: calcium, potassium:sodium antiporter activity; calcium channel activity. Gene Ontology annotation, cellular component: plasma membrane. Bases 1 to 3099 code for a protein of 1032 amino acids. NCBI's taxonomy places the organism in Eukaryota, Metazoa, Chordata, Mammalia, Sirenia, Trichechidae. The transcript has 8 exons. The record is from RefSeq and is a predicted model, not a curated record.